This is a messenger RNA of Cryptomeria japonica (Japanese cedar), 1242 nucleotides long. Its product is annotated as ras-related protein RIC1. The transcript is spliced from 8 exons. Gene Ontology annotation, molecular function: GTPase activity; GTP binding. The record is from RefSeq and is a predicted model, not a curated record. NCBI's taxonomy places the organism in Eukaryota, Viridiplantae, Streptophyta, Pinopsida, Cupressales, Cupressaceae. The coding region runs from base 181 to 792 and encodes 203 amino acids.
UAUGCAAUUCCAAAAUUAUAGAUUGUGACUUUUCUCUCUGAAUUUAUUUGCUGGAGUCUUUCCGAUUUGGAUCUAACAGCUGCUGCUUGCACCCGGCGACAAAUUCUUUAAAAUUCCGGUGAAAUCUUCUUUCGAGAAGUUUUUCGCCAUCUACAUAUUAAAAAAAUUCGAUCUUUGACGAUGACCACAGAAUAUGACUAUUUGUUCAAGCUUCUGCUGAUUGGUGACUCGGGGGUUGGAAAAUCGUGCCUUCUCCUUAGAUUCGCGGAUGAUUCUUACUUGGAGAGCUACAUCAGUACCAUUGGAGUGGACUUUAAAAUACGGACAGUGGAACAAGAUGGGAAGAUGAUUAAGCUUCAAAUUUGGGAUACUGCUGGGCAAGAGCGUUUCAGGACGAUCACAAGCAGCUACUAUCGUGGUGCACAUGGGAUUAUUGUUGUAUAUGAUGUGACAGAUCAGGAGAGUUUCAACAAUGUCAAGCAGUGGCUUAAUGAAAUCAAUCGAUAUGCCAGUGAGAAUGUAAAUAAAUUGCUUGUUGGAAAUAAAUGUGAUCUUACUACCAGAAAGGUGGUUAGCUAUGAGACUGGCAAGGCUUUUGCAGAUUCUUUGGGUAUUCCUUUUCUUGAGACUAGUGCGAAGAAUGCAACCAAUGUUGAGGAAGCAUUUAUGACCAUGGCAUCGGAGAUAAAAAAGAGGAUGGCCAGCCAGCCGUCCAUGAAUGCAGGCAAGCCUGGUACUGUGAAAGUUGGUGGAAGUCAACCUAUUCCAGCAAAGAGCAGCUGCUGUACAUAGUUUCCAGUUGUGGUUAUAACAGGCUAGCAUGAUGCUUCUGCACAACUGUACAAGACUGAGGAGGCAAUAUGGUUGUAUCUGGUAUUUUGGAAGCUGUGCUGGAAGCAACUGCUAACAUAUUAAAAGUGAUGCUCCAUGACCUAGUUUGGUUUUCUCGCUGAUGUUGUAAUUACAAGCCGUUUAGACACGUGGGGCUAGCAGCAGUUGUCUGAAUUUCAGAGAUGAUUUAUGUGUCAUCGGAAUCGCUAAUAUGAAAUAUUGACUUGAACUUGCUAUAUGGAAUUCUAAUUUUCAGAUUGAUUAUGCUCUUUGUUUUAGUUCCCAAAAUAUGUCCUUUUCAUGAUAAACUCAAAAUAAUGCCGAUCUAUUGUUAUGCUAUGUAAGAACAUUUCAGGACUUACUAUUAAUACUAUAUAGUAAACCUGAAAGGCAAGGGAACUUUAUAUCUAA